AUGCCCUCGAAGCGGUCAGGCGAGGGCGAUGAAGCAAGUAGCAGUCAUGGCAGUACGAGGAAGAGGUUCGCUGGCGGUGGUGGAGGGUCGAGGACUGGGCAGGCAUGUGAUCGUUGCAAGGUCCGCAAGAUACGCUGCGAUGCUCGACCGGGAGGCUGCACGCCAUGCCUCCAGACCGACACCGAAUGCAAGACGACGGAUCGGAUUACUGGACGCGCCAUAUCGCGUGGGCACAUCGACUCGGUCGAGGAGGAGAACAACUACUUGAAGGCGCAUCUGGCGGAGCUGCAAGAGCAGUUGAGGGAGCACAGUAUAGAGCCGAAACAGCCAUCCACAUAUGUGCCGGCUGGUGCCUUAUGGUCGGAUCCACCACGGCAAGGGUCAUGGUCAGACGCUCGCCCUGGCGUUCGGCCGACAUCCUCCCACCAGCUGGAGAGGAAGGUAUCGGUGCUUCCAGACUUCCGCGCAGGAUGCAUUGGCGACAACUACCUAGGCGUAUCACCUGGCGACGACAUGCUGAGCCCCAUUGUCGGGACCCGGCUGACGCUCUUUGGUUUUACUCUUGACCUCGCCGAAUUCUUACCGCCUGAGACCGACCCAGCGUCUGAUCCAACUUCCUACCAGACCUUCCUGAAUCUCUCACUCGGCAGAGGUGGCCCCGUACACAAGCCUCCGCUCCCCGGCCUGGACGAGUUCAAGAUGUACGCAGAAUUCUACUUCAAAUCUGUCCAGGUCUUCACGCCAAUCCUACAUCGACCGGACUUCAUGAAACUCAUCACCCGCGUAUGUCACGGCCAACAUGAGCCUACAACUCCGGAGGUCGUCCAGAUUCACAUGGUACUUGCGAUCAUGAAGCUGCAAGAUGGGCUACGAAACCUCAGAGAGGAAAGCAAAGCACAGUCCAUCGUUCACUACCGUUAUGCAGUCAGCCUUGCCCCGGACCUAAUUGUUGGCCACCAGUUCGAACAUGUCCAGGCACUUGCUCUGAUCUGCCUCCAGCUCCGUCAACAGCCUCGCAUGGGUGCCGCAUGGAUGUUCACCAACACUGUGCUUGGUCUAGCCAUGGAACUGGGUCUGCAUCGAUCUGCGAGCGCAUGGCAUUCUGGCGGCAGCGAAAAAGACCUCCACAGGAUUGAGAUGCGCAAGCGGGUGUUCUGGAGUAUCCUGGUUCUCCAUGUUAGUAUCAGUGGAAAAUUGGGAAGGCCAAUGCCAUUGCGCGUCCAAGACUUUGAUAUUGAAAUACCGGAGGCUUUAAGCGACACCAUCCCUGGGGACCCUUCGAAGCUGAGCAGAUGGCGGAAGUGCACAUUUCGAGCUGCCAUACCUGGCAUGAAGCUGCUAAGGAUUCUGAUGCAAGUGUACGCCACCGUCUACUCCAUCCGAGCAGACGCCGUGCCCUAUGAGAUGAACGUCAACCGUCUGCGGAAGGAGCUGGACACGUUCCGGGAGCAGCUGCCACCCGAGAUAUCUGGUGGCCCGCAAACAGUGGACGAGGACCUUUGCCCUGCACUCUACCUGCAGACGGGAGAAGAGGAGGUUCGACUUCUUCUGCACCAUCCGUCACUACAAACAGCGACUCCCGACAUCUAUGCCAAGAACCUUGACACCUGCCUCGAGGCGAGUCGCAAACUGCUUUCGGCUGCUCUCGGGCUGCAGUCUAUCAUCGGCCUCGACACAACCUGGUACUACUCCACUGACUACCUCGCUGCGAUCUUCACGACGCUUUUCGUGUGGAGGCAAAGAGAAGACCAGAUAACGUCUGCCGAGUUGCAGCAGUUGGAGGUGGACAUGGAGAAAUGGCUCUCUGUUAUGGGGGAUGUUGGCACUCUGCUUGGUACCGGGCACCGCUUGCGCAAUCGUCUCAGAGCUAUCAUUCAGAACGUCAUGUCACACAUUCGCGAACGUUUCGAAAUUCGAGAUGAAACAAAGCUGGCAGCGGACCACCUGGCUUCUUCUGUAUCACCCGAAACAUUGGCGAAAGCACAGCAGUUGCACCAACCACCUCCCCAGCAGCACAUCUAUCCGCAGCCAAACGACUACGCCCCAGCAUACGCCGAGCGUACGCCGAGCAUUGACACGUCUCACCAUGCACCACCCGCCUAUCCAAUCGCACCGCAAGCGAGCCAACCACCACCACAUUACCCACCUCCAAACCACUACUAUCCGGAGCCCCAGCCACCUCCGAUGCCUUCAUACCCGGGCAUGGGUCAAUUUGACGCCAACAGCUACCACACUCAAGAAGCCAAACCGUCCCUCGACGGUUCACUCACCGCUCAACUCCCUAUGAACCAGCCACCUCAACACCAACCACCACCGCACCAGAUCCACCACGCCCCUCAACAAAUGCCACCCCAACACCUCCAGCAACAACCCUACAUGCCAUCCUACCCACCACCAAACCCGAACGGCUACGCUCCCAUGCCCCAGAACGUCCAACUAGCCUAUCCCAGCCAAGCCGCCUGGCGCGACUUCACAGACGGCAUGAUGAAUAUUCCCACACAAGAUUACAUGCAUUCGACCAAUCCGAUGAUGGGACUGGGGCCGGAUAAGCACCACAUGGGGAUGGGAGCGCUGCAGCUGGCACCACACGAUGACCAGCAGCAUUGGCCGAUGGUGCAGUACGGGCAUGGGCCUCUUCAUCAAUGA
This is a messenger RNA of Saxophila tyrrhenica, 2646 nucleotides long. RefSeq lists its product as uncharacterized. NCBI's taxonomy places the organism in Eukaryota, Fungi, Ascomycota, Dothideomycetes, Mycosphaerellales, Extremaceae. The record is from RefSeq and is a predicted model, not a curated record. Gene Ontology annotation, biological process: DNA-templated transcription; regulation of DNA-templated transcription. The transcript is spliced from 5 exons. Gene Ontology annotation, molecular function: DNA-binding transcription factor activity, RNA polymerase II-specific; DNA binding; zinc ion binding. Bases 1 to 2646 code for a protein of 881 amino acids.